ACAGGGAAGAAUUAAUGGGAAUUUUUGUGAGGAAAUGGGUUCAAAUCCUGCAAUCACCGAUCUUUUUACCCCUUAUCAAAUGGGUAGCUUCCAUCUUUCUCAUAGGGUUGUUUUAGCGCCACUGACUAGACAGAGGUCAUAUAGAAAUGUUCCUCAACCUCAUGCAAUUUUAUAUUAUUCUCAGCGGACUACAAAUGGAGGUUUACUCAUAUCUGAAGCAACUGGAGUUUCUGACACUGCUCAAGGGUAUACAGAUACACCUGGUAUAUGGACAAAAGAGCAAGUUGAAGCAUGGAAACCUAUUGUUGAUGCUGUGCAUGAAAAAGGAGGUAUAUUUUUCUGUCAGCUAUGGCAUGUUGGACGGGUUUCAAAUGAAGAUUUGCAGCCUAAUGGCAAUGCUCCAAUCUCUUGCACAGAUAAGCCUGUAACACCACAAGAUCAGGCCAACGGUACAAUUAAUGCAGAGUUCUCGACUCCAAGGCGGCUAACAACAGAAGAGAUACCUUCAAUUGUGAAUGAUUUUAGACUAGCUGCUAGGAAUGCCAUAGAAGCUGAAUCUAAUCGACCACCUUCUUACACAGGCUUCUCUCUUACAUCAGGCAUAUCCACUUCAAUCAUUCUAGACUAAGAAGAUAUUCCAAUUACCUUGUACUUCUAAUGUAUAGACUGUCACUACGUAUUUGCAUAUUUUAUUGUGCCAUUUCCUUGUUUAUUAAUGUAGUAUUUCAAAAACAUUAAUAUACUAGCAGCUACAAUUAAGGUCCCCAAAUUAACUUACCUAUCUUAAGCGCGUUGUCCAAUAAGUAGUAUGAUAAAAUGAGAGAAAGUGUUAAAAAAGAGUUCUUGUAUGUUCUAUCAUAAUUUAAGUUUAUUACAGGCGUAACAAACAACGAGA
This is a messenger RNA of Spinacia oleracea (spinach), 895 nucleotides long. RefSeq names its product 12-oxophytodienoate reductase 1-like. The transcript is spliced from 5 exons. Gene Ontology annotation, molecular function: FMN binding; oxidoreductase activity. The record is from RefSeq and is a predicted model, not a curated record. Bases 35 to 628 code for a protein of 197 amino acids. NCBI's taxonomy places the organism in Eukaryota, Viridiplantae, Streptophyta, Magnoliopsida, Caryophyllales, Amaranthaceae.